Messenger RNA from Morchella importuna, 1950 nucleotides. RefSeq lists its product as uncharacterized. Gene Ontology annotation, biological process: intracellular signal transduction; peptidyl-serine phosphorylation. The record is from RefSeq and is a predicted model, not a curated record. Gene Ontology annotation, molecular function: ATP binding; protein serine/threonine kinase activity. The transcript is spliced from 5 exons. Lineage: Eukaryota; Fungi; Ascomycota; Pezizomycetes; Pezizales; Morchellaceae. Gene Ontology annotation, cellular component: spindle pole body. The coding region runs from base 1 to 1950 and encodes 649 amino acids.
AUGGACGUCCCCUCCUCUACCCCGCGACGUCUUCCCCCCAGAAAUCCCCCACAACAAAACUCCCCAUCCGCACCUAAACACAUCGCGGAUAUCUUCCCACCUACGCAGCCAGCCCCUUUACACAUCCGCUCAUCUCACAAUGAGAACUGGGAUCCUCAACCAACUAAUCAGGAGUUCACCCCCGGAACUCCAGUUGGUGGAAAUUCACUGAGCGAGAUAUUCGAUAGAUCGCUGCAGCUCAGCCCCACACCAUCCAGCAAACCCCAAGCUACUCCGUCGAAAAGGCAGCUGCAGGCUAUCCGCGAAGACAAUAAUGCAAACAACACCAAUAAUACCGGCGAUAAUAGUAUCAUAAAGUUGGAGGACCCAGGUGCCCAGAGGAGGCAUAAUAAGGAAAAUGCUCCGCCGAAGGAUGCUGCUCCCCUGCAGCCACAGCGCACUGGAGGGAAUACUGGUGGAUUACAUAGGAGUUAUGCGCAGAGGAGUGGAAGAUCCUAUGAUCCAUUUAGGGACAUGACUCUCGAUGAGAUUGAAAAGCUAUCGAAGCCGCAGGUAAAGAGAUUGAAAGAUGUUGCGCAUCUAUAUUUUUACGACUACUACUAUAACCUCGUAACCUACGUUCAUACCCGACGAAGUCGUACAGAGGAUUGGAAGGAAGCUCAUAAGAAUCUCACCCCUGAGGAACACAAGACUUCAUGGACUCGGUUUGCUGGCCGAGAGCGCGUUGCACUAAGGAAGCGUCGCACUAGAUUGCGGAAGGGAGAUUUCCAGGUUUUGACGCAGGUCGGCCAGGGCGGAUAUGGCCAGGUAUUCCUGGCUGAGCAUAAGGAAACUAAGGAAGUGUGCGCACUGAAGGUUAUGAGUAAGAAGCUGUUGUUUAAGCUGGAUGAGAUCAGGCAUGUCUUGACAGAAAGAGAUAUCUUGACUGCGGCAAAAAGUGACUGGCUUGUAAAGUUGCUGUAUGCAUUCCAGGACGAUCAGAGCAUAUAUCUUGCAAUGGAAUACGUACCUGGUGGUGAUUUUAGAACUUUACUCAACAAUACAGGAGUUUUGCAUUUCAACCAUGCCAGGUUUUACAUUGCAGAGAUGUUUGCUUCCGUCAACGCCCUACAUGAUUUGGGGUACAUUCACCGCGAUCUCAAACCCGAGAAUUUCCUUAUCGAUUCAUCUGGGCAUAUCAAACUCACCGAUUUUGGUCUGAGUGCGGGGAAGCUGAGCCCUCACAGGAUGGAAAGUAUGAAGAUGAGGUUAGAUCAGGUGAAGGAUAUGGACAUCCCUGCAAGGUCAACGCUAGAGAGGCGGAGGGCGUAUAGGACUCUCAGAGAUAGCGACAAGAAUUACGCAAAAUCCGUAGUAGGGUCCCCAGAUUAUAUGGCACCAGAAGUGCUUCGGGGCACGGAAGAAUAUGAUUUCACUGUCGACUAUUGGUCACUCGGGUGUAUGCUCUAUGAAGCACUGGCCGGAUACCCACCAUUCGCCGGAGCGACGGUCGAAGAAACGUGGCAUAAUCUCAAACACUGGAAGAAAGUUCUGCACAAGCCGGAAUAUGAGAAUCCGAACUACUAUCUUUCGAAACGUACUUGGGAUCUGAUAAUCCAUCUUGUUGCAGCACGAGAAUCCCGGUUCCAGGAUUUCAAAUCCGUCCAAGCACAUGCAUAUUUCUCAGAGGUGAACUGGGCCGAUCUUCGUGGGAAAGAGCCACCGUUUGUGCCGGAACUCGACAGUGAGACCGAUGCAGGCUACUUUGACGACUUUAGCAAUGAGGCCGAUAUGGCCAAGUACAAAGAAGUGCAUGAUAAGCAGACAGCGCUUGAAAAUAUGGAAGAGAGAAAAGAUGCGAUGAGCAAAGUUGCGUUUGUUGGGUUUACCUUCAAACACAAAAAACCGAACCUCAACAGCUUUGUGGAUUAUGCAGACGAAGGAGAUGGACAGUUCGGAACCAUCUUCUAA